Molecule: messenger RNA, 390 nt
Organism: Staurois parvus
Lineage: Eukaryota; Metazoa; Chordata; Amphibia; Anura; Ranidae
Source: the annotation of a GenBank genome assembly
AUGAUAGCAACUGGUGGAGUUAUAACAGGACUGGCAGCCUUAAAAAGGCAAGAUUCAGCCAGAUCCCAUCACCUCCUUUCCCGACCUACAUCUCCACCACCUGAGAAAAAGCCUGUAAGACGUCGUCCAAGAGCAGAUGUAGUGAUCGUCAGAGGGAAGAUUCGACUUUACUCUCCUUCUGGAUUCUUCUUAAUUUUGGGGGUCUUGAUUUCUGUGGCAGGAAUUGCAAUGGCAGUGCUUGGUUACUGGCCUCAAAAAGACACAUUUUUAACACCAGAGCUUGCUUUAGAAGUUAAUAAAACAGAAAUACUUCGAGAAACUGGGAUGAUGGUAAGAUUUUUUGAGCAGCAUCUGCAUUCUGAGAAAAUGAAAAUGUUGGGUCCUUUCACA